AUGUCUCAUCGCAAGUUGCUCAAGCGCUUGCAAGAAACUUUGGGUGAAAACGCCGGUGAGGUGAAGCCGAGAAAGAACAGCGCCCCAGUGAUUGGCGGAGUGCCGGUGAUGCCGGCGUUGCCGCCUGCACGAACUGGGAAGCGACACCCAGUUUUCAUGUCACAAGACGCGGAAAGCGUGUCGAUGCCGUCGGAGACAGAUGUGCCCCGACCCGGAUUUUACGACGACACGAUGGGUCCGGGGCGGAAUAGCCACGCGCCCGUGUCUGUUACCCAGUCUCUGGAAGGAUCUCUGGACUCCUUGACUCCUGCCUCAUUGUUGGACCAGCGGUUACAGUCGCUCGAAAAGCAGCUGGACAUCGAGCUCAAGGUGAAGGCUGGCGCCGAAAAUAUGAUUGCCAUGUACUCAAGUGGAGCAUCGAAGGACAGAAAAUUGCUGGCCGAAGCACAGCAGAUGCUGAGCGACUCGAAGGCCAAAAUCGAGUACAUUAAGAUGCGGAUCAACAAGGCGAAACAAACUCAGGGUGCCGGAGACGGUGAUGUCAGCAAAACCAAAGAUCGUUCCUUGGACCUCGGAUUGAUGACGCCGGUGGAAGAGCGGAUAGAGGAACUCCGGCACCAUCUGCGCAUUGAGUCAGCUGUGGUUGAAGGAGCGAGAAACGCUAUUCGCUUGUUGCAGAGCCAGAAAGUACCCGACAAGAAGGCUCUUCAAGAGAUGGUCUAUGAUCGUCAGCAAAACGCUAGUUUUUGUCGAGCUCUUCGUGGUGUGCCUCUCGUGUUGCGAUCCCCUGGCACAUCAUGGAUGAGAAAAUGUCAGCAGGGCAGGUGGCCAAUCCCACCUGUGAAAGAGCAAAAAUAA
Molecule: messenger RNA, 858 nt
Organism: Notodromas monacha
Lineage: Eukaryota; Metazoa; Arthropoda; Ostracoda; Podocopida; Cyprididae
Source: the annotation of a GenBank genome assembly